Messenger RNA from Lathyrus oleraceus (garden pea), 5058 nucleotides. RefSeq lists its product as uncharacterized. Gene Ontology annotation, biological process: telomere maintenance; DNA repair. The record is from RefSeq and is a predicted model, not a curated record. The coding region runs from base 1 to 5058 and encodes 1685 amino acids. The transcript is spliced from 7 exons. NCBI's taxonomy places the organism in Eukaryota, Viridiplantae, Streptophyta, Magnoliopsida, Fabales, Fabaceae. Gene Ontology annotation, molecular function: DNA helicase activity.
AUGGAACCACCUGCUAACUCCAAUAAAGAAAUUGCAGCUUUGGCACGACGUAAAAGGAAGCAAAUUCUUAAAGAUAGAAGAUCGAAAAAACUCCGAAACAUAGAUAACUUUUAUAACCACUAUGAAGCUUCUCAGAUGUACUACGCUCCAUCGAGGCCAAUCAUCAGAACACCACUGUCUAAUAUAACUUCAAUUGUUCUUAAUGAAAGAAAUAUGUUUUCACAUUCUCCUGGAAUUGCAACAGGCAGUGGUAUUUCAAUGAAGAAUUUUGAAAGUGUCUCUACAAAACAGGCUGCGGCUUUUGCACGGGAAAGGAGAAAACAAAUUCUGCAAAGAAGAAUCUCACAAUCUCAUGAUGAGAACUUUGACAAGAAUUCUCCAAGUUGUUUCAGGAUCAAUACUCCAUCAUUUACUCAUUUAGUAACACCACCUUCCAAUAUAACUUCUCCACAUUCUAAUGCAAGAAACUUGAACAUGAGUGCGCAACCAAGUACUUCUGCUUACAAAUCCAAAAAACAACUGAAUGUGGGCGCUAUUCAAUCCAUGAGUGUGAAACUUUUAAAUUAUUUUGCCAAUGAGAAUCAUGAUCCCUCUUCUUCAUCCACACCCAAUUCUCCUGUACAUGAUGCAUCUACUUUCAAUUCUGUUCCAAAUUUUAACAUUGCUAUGCAUAACUCUGUUGAUGAUACAUCCACUGAUGAUUCUAUCAGUGACAGCUCUUGCGAAUUUAAUGUUGCAGAUGGAAAUUAUGAUUCCAGUUCCAGUCUUGAUGGUGACGAAGCCUUUCAAUACAAUUCCUCAUCAAUUGAUUCUUGCAAUAUUGAUUAUUCUGAUAUUGGUGAUCCUACGGUUGAGUGCAUACAUUGUGGAGCACUUAUGUGGUAUCAAGAAAAAACGAAGAAAGGAAAGAAUUGUUCAGUUCCUAAGUUCCAACUAUGUUGCGGAAACGGAAAAGUUGUUUUGCCACUUUUGAAAACACCACCAUUAUUACUUCGGCGUUUAUUGUUUGAUAAUAGCGAAAGCGAAAGUAUAAAUUAUCAGCAAUAUUGUCGAUUGUACAACAUGAUAUUUGCUUUUACAUCAUCGGGUAUGAAGGUCGACAACAGAUUUCAAGAUGGAAGGGGACCACCUAAUCUAAGAAAACAUGGACAAGUCUGCCAUCGGAUUGGGAGCAUGCUUCCUUUACCUGGAGAAUCUCCAAAGUUUGCUCAACUAUACAUUUUCGACACCGACAAUGAGGUUCAGAAUAGAAUUGAAGCAAUAGGGAACAACCCCUAUAUUAUUCCAGAUACUGUUAAAAGAUUGAAGCUUAUGUUGGAUAAGUUCAACACACAUGCUAAGUCUUUUAGGAUGGCAGCAGAUAGAUUGAAAAAUUGCAGUUUACCUGAUCUUAAGUUGAAAUUAAUCUCUGACAGAUCAACAGACGGCAGAAUCUACAACCAUCCAACUGUUUCAGAGGUCGCCGCACUUAUCGUUGGUGAUGUUGAUACAGGUCAUAAAAGAGAUAUUCUUCUUGAGAGACAGAGUGGACAACUGAAAAGAAUAAGUGAGUUUCAUCCAAGUUAUUUGUCAUACCAGUAUCCACUGUUGUUUCCUUACGGUGAAGAUGGAUUUAGAGUUGGCGUUCUUCUUAGGGAAACUAAUUCAAAAAAACCAAUGAAGAGGAAUAAGCUUACAAUUAGAGAAUGGCUUGCUUUUAGGAUUCAAUCUAGGAAUAAUGAAGCACAAACACUAUUACUGUCAAGAAGGUUGUUUCAACAAUUCUUGGUUGAUGGAUUUACGAUGAUGGAGUCCCAAAGAUUAAAUUAUAUAAGAAAACAUCAAAAAAGGUUGCGUGUUUCUAAAUAUGGCAAUUUGAAUGAUGGAGAACAGAAUGCCAACACUCAAGGUUCCAACAAAGGUAAAAGAGUCGUUUUACCGUCGACUUAUGUUGGAAGUCGAAGGUUCAUGGAACAACUUUAUUUUAAUGGCAUGGCUAUUUGUAGUCACUUUGGUUUUCCGGAUCUUUUUAUCAUAUUUACUUGCAAUCCUAACUGGCCUGAAAUUCAGAGAUUGGUUGCCAAAAAUAACUUGAAUUCUCAAGAUCGUCCGGAUAUCAUUUCUAGAGUCUUCAAGAUUAAGUUUGAUGAGUUGUUGUGUGACCUAACAAAAAAGCAUGUGUUAGGGAGAGUUGUUGCAUAUAUAUACACAAUUGAAUUUCAAAAGCGGGGUUUACCACAUUCCCAUAUCCUUCUAUUCUUGCAUCCCUCCAGCAAGUAUCCAACUCCAGAUGAUAUAGACAAGAUCAUUUCAGCAGAGAUACCAACAGAACAAGAUGAUAAGCCACUAUAUGAUUUGGUAAAGACACAUAUGAUCCAUGGUCCAUGUGGUAUAGCAAACAGGUCUUCACCCUGCAUGAAAGAUGGAAAGUGCUCAAAAUACUUUCCCAAAAAGUUUCAGCCCCAGACCAUUGUUGAUCAAGAUGGAUAUCCUAUGUACCGAAGAAGAGAAACCGGUAAUACGAUUAUGAAAAAACAAGUUCAACUUGAUAACAGGUAUGUAGUUCCUUAUAAUCCAUAUUUGUUGAAAAAAUAUCAAGCACACGUCAAUAUGGAGUGGUGUAAUCAGAGUACUUCUAUUAAGUACUUAUUCAAGUAUAUUAACAAAGGUUAUGAUAGAAUUACUGCUGCGGUUGUUCAAACUGAAUCUGAUGGAACUUCGGUCAUAAGAAAUGUUGAUGAAAUCAAGCAAUAUCUUGAUUGUAGAUAUGUCUCACCAAGUGAAGCGUGUUGGAGGCUUUUUUCAUUUCCUAUUCAUGGUAGGUCACCAGCAGUUGAGAGGUUGUACUUCCAUCUUGAGGGAGACAAUUCUGUUUACUAUACUGAUUAUGAAUUGAUUGAUGAGGUGCUUGACAAACCAAGUGUGAAAGAAUCAAUGUUUACGGCGUGGAUGGAAGCAAACAAAAUAUACUUUGAGGCACAAAAUUUAACUUACUCUCAAUUUCUGACGAAGUUUGUAUAUGAUAGAAGAUAUAGACGGUGGAGACCACGAAAAAGGGGUCAUACUAUUGGCCGCCUAAUUUGGGUUCCUCUAAGUACUGGUGAGUUGUAUUAUUUGAGAAUGAUGCUGACAGUUGUCAAGGGCCCUACUUGCUAUGAAGAUAUAAAAUUCGUUGAUGGAAAGGUUCAGGAUAGCUUUAGGGAUGCAUGCUUCCAUAUGGGAUUUCUUAACGAUGACAGUGAAUAUGUUGCAGCGAUAAAUGAAGCAAAAGAUUGGGGUUCUGGACAUUUUUUGAGAAAGUUAUUUGUUACGAUGUUGCUAUCCAGUACAGUGAAUAGGCCACGUCAUGUUUGGGAACAAACCUGGAGGACUUUAUCUGACGGUAUUUUAUAUCAACAAAGACAGAAUACUAAUAGAAGAGAAUUGCAACUAUCAGACACUGAGUUAAAGAAUUUGACACUCAUUGAGAUUGAAAAUAUGAUGCAAUCAAAUAGAAGAAGUUUACAUGAAUUUACAUGUAUGCCAUAUCCGGAUAGCUAUGUCACAAAGCAUGUUGGCAACCGGCUGAUUUACGAUGAACUUGAUUACAAUGCUGAGAAUGAGCAAAAGAAUUUCGAAGAGCUUUUUCAUGCACUUACAGAUGAACAACUUGCAAUAUAUCAUACCAUCAUGGAUGCUGUCAACAAAAAAAGAGGAGGUGUGUUUUUUUUACAUGGUUACGGAGGAACCGGCAAAACUUUCAUGUGGAGAACACUAUCAAGUGCCCUUCGUUCACAGAAAAAAAUUGUUCUUACUGUUGCUUCAAGUGGGAUAGCAUCAUUAUUAUUGCCAGGUGGGAGAACCGCACAUUCAAAGUUCAAAAUACCCGUGCCAACACUUGACAACUCAACUUGCAAUAUCGACAAAGACACUGAUCAUUCACAACUACUUGAAGCCACCGAUGUCAUAAUAUGGGAUGAAGCACCUAUGUCUCAUAGGCACUGCUUUGAGGCAUUGGAUAAAACCCUAAAAGAUGUCAUGAGCAAAAAGGGUUUUCAAAAUGCAAUUUUUGGUGGAAAGGUUGUUGUUUUCGGAGGAGAUUUCCGACAGAUUCUUCCAGUUGUUCCUAGAGCAAGUCGUUCUGAUAUUGUCCAUGCAUCUAUUAGCUCAUCCUAUGUUUGGGAAUAUUGUCAGGUUCUAAAGCUCACAAAGAAUAUGAGACUUCGACAUGGAAGGGAUAAUACAAGUUCUGAUGAACUAGCAAAAUUCUCAAAAUGGAUAUUGCAAGUUGGUGAUGGUAAGAUUUCUGAACCAAAUGAUGGAUUGGUUGAUAUAGAAAUUCCAAAAGAAUUAUUAAUUUCAAAUUUUGAAGAUCCAAUAAGGGCUAUCGUUGAUUACACAUAUCCGAAUUUGUUGGAAAAAUUUCAAGAUGUUACGUUCUUACAAGGAAAAGCCAUUCUUGCCUCAACCAUUGAAGUUGUGGAUAGAAUCAAUCAUUACAUAUUGGAUCUGAUACCAGGAGAAGAGAAAGAGUAUUUGAGUUUCGAUUCAAUUGAUAGAACAGACACAACUUAUAAUGAAUCUUAUGAAGUUUUAACUCCUGAAUUUCUUAGUAAAUUAAGAACAUCAGGAAUUCCAAAUCAUAAGAUCAAAUUGAAGGUCGGUACACCUAUUAUGCUAAUGAGAAAUUUGGACCAGGUUGAUGGAUUGUGCAAUGGAACAAGAUUAAUUGUUACAAGGUUAGCAAAUCAUGUCAUAGAGGCAAAGAUCAUGUCUGGAAAGAACAUAGGUAAGAUUUUUUACAUUCCAAGAAUGUCUAUGUCACCGUCUGAUUCACCUUGGCCAUUUAAGUUGAUUCGGAGACAAUUUCCAAUAAUUGUCUCCUAUGCAAUGACAAUUAAUAAAUCCCAAGGUCAAUCACUUGAUAGUGUUGGAUUGUACUUGCCUACUCCAGUAUUUAGUCAUGGUCAGUUGUAUGUUGCUAUUUCACGAGUUAAGAGCAAAAGUGGGCUAAAAAUCCUAAUCCAUGACAAGGACAAUUCACCGUGUUCGACUACUACAAAUGUUGUGUACAAGGAGGUCUUCGAAGCACUUGGUUAA